Molecule: messenger RNA, 3142 nt
Organism: Astyanax mexicanus (Mexican tetra)
Lineage: Eukaryota; Metazoa; Chordata; Actinopteri; Characiformes; Acestrorhamphidae
Gene: lgi2b
Product: leucine-rich repeat LGI family, member 2b
Exons: 8
Coding region: 171-1775 (534 amino acids)
Biological process (GO): inhibitory synapse assembly
Molecular function (GO): protein binding
Source: RefSeq, a predicted model, not a curated record
GUGUAUGUGUGUGUGUGUGCUUGGUUCAGACUCUGAAACACUGCAUUAGUCCUGCUGAGGUCAGUCAGUCCUCUGCGCAGCGCGAGCUCACACUGCUGCUGUCCAGCACGAGCACCAACAUCAGCACCAGCUCCAGCUCCUGUAGAACCUCCCUCAGAACCCGUCCCGGCAUGGGUCCAGCCCGGCUCCUCGUCCCGCUGACCCUCCUGCUGUGGUCCAGCCAAGCCAAGAGGGUCUUCAAAUGCCCUUCAGGAUGCACGUGCACCUCUGACUCCAUUAUCUGCGUCGGAUCGUCUUUCAUCCCCAAGACCGUCCCAAAUGACAUCAACUCCCUGAGCAUUGUGAAUGGCAGCUUCCCAGAAAUCAAGCAGGCAAUGUUCUCCCUUAUGCCGUCACUGCAGUUACUGCUCCUUAAUUCAAAUUUACUCUCCAGUAUAAAGGAGGAUGCGUUCACAGGCCUCCCACAUCUCGAGUAUCUGUUUAUUGAGGGAAACAAGAUAGAAGAGAUCAGCAAAAACGCCUUCAGAGGACUCCGCGACAUCACACACCUGUCCUUGGCAAACAACAACAUGAAGAGUCUGCCUAAAGGCCUGUUCUCAGAUUUACACUCUCUGAUAGAGCUAGACCUGCGAGGGAACCCGUUUCAGUGCGACUGCCAGUCCAUGUGGCUCAUGCUGUGGCUGAAGAGAUCCAACGCCACCAUCUCAGACGUUUACUGCACAGAACCAGCCAGCAUGAAGGGGGUUCUGCUGAAGGACGUCCCAGAGAAACACAGCAAAUGCAUCUCCACUGAUUUCAUUCCUCAUCAGACUAUAAACACGCAGUCCAUGACAGCAGAUAUUUUCUUCUAUAAAGAAGAUAUCUACGUAGCCAUGGCCGUCCCAAACUCAGACAGCUGCUUAGUGAUGGAGUGGGAUCACAUCGAGACCAAAUUCAGACCUUUUGAUAACAUUACAGGGCGUUCCAUCAUCGGGUGCAGAUCGGUACUAAUCGGUGAUCAUGCGUUUGUGAUUGUCGCUCAGCUCUUCGCCGGCACUCACAUCUACAAAUACAACCAGGAGCAGAACAAGUUCACCAAGUUCCAGAAGGUGGAAAUGCUGAACGUCUCCAAACCCAACGAUAUCGAGGUGUUCCGCGUCGGGGACGACUGGUUCUUCCUGAUCGUGGACAGCUCUAAGGCGGGCAUGUCCACGCUGUUCCGGUGGAACGACACCGGCUUCUUCCAGCACCAGUUCCUCCAUGAGUGGUUCCGUGACACCGACGCCGAGUUCCUCGACCUGGACGGGAAGCCGGUGCUGAUCCUGGCCAGUCGCUCGCAGGCGCCCGUCAUCUACCAGUGGAACAAGAACACCCAGAUGUUUGUGCUGUUCGACGAGAUCCCCAACAUGGAAGACAUGGUCAGCUUGAAGGCUUUCAGAAUCAAUGACGUCCUGUACUUGGCGCUGGCGUGCUACAUCGGUGAUUCGAAGGUCCUGAAGUGGACGGGUAAGAAUUUCGAGGAGGUGCAGGGCAUUCCUUCACGUGGCGCCAUGGUCCUACAGCCCUUUACCUUCAAAGAGCAGAACUAUCUCAUUCUGAGCAGCGACUACUCCUUCUCUCAGAUCUUCAGGUGGGACGUGGAGAACCAGGUUUUCGUCAAGUUUAGAGAAGUCUACGUCCAGUGGCCGCGUUCCUACACCCCUCUGUCCACCGGUCAGCGAGACUUCCUCCUCGCCACCAGCUUUAAGGGGAAGACGAAGGUUUUCGAACACAUUUCUGUAGAUUACAGCCGAUGAAACUGAGGUCCAAAAGCGUACGACGUCAGAAUGAAUGCCUAACCAAUCUUUCCUCAGUGAAUAUGUAUGCGUAUAGCCCUGAAUAUCGACCAGUGCAAUGUUAGAUCACCAUUUAUGGUUGUAUUGCCUUUCAUUUUGCCCGGACAAGGCAUAAUGUGGUGCAUGUUUCUUAUUUUGAUUAUGCAAAUGUAUAACAUUUAUACAACCGUCUCAAACGUAAGGAAAAACACAUACGUGAAAGCAGUUUGUCAGACUGUGAUACAGUGUUAGACACGAGCUGAAGAAGAUGGUGGAAACCUGUAGGAUCAUAUCAUCCACAUGGCGGCAAUCUUAAAUGUCGCCAUUUUGGAUUCAACUCUAGUUUUUCAAAUGGGAAGAAGGUAAGCUGAUUUGUGGCAUGGCUUACCCCACAUUUUAGUGACAGAUGACGGGUUCUAAAUUAUUGACUCCUGUUGAAUGAGAAUAGCUGUUUUUAGUCGUUCAGCUUUCAAUUUAUUGGCAAUAAAUCCUGUUUUUUAGAAUUACACUGUGGGUAAUAAUGGGCCUGGUUGGGUUGCGUUGGUUAAAAUCUUCCAAGUGUGCUUUAUUUACCAUAAAUGAGGACUAUCUUUAUAUGUUCUGCUUGGGAUAAUGCCAUGCUUUACAUUGCCUGUAGAGUAAAAGAUCAAUUUCACUGACUCAUCUGUAAAUUAAAUUAAAUUAUGUUGAAAUGAAGCACAACAAUGUUUUUCUUGUAAAAUUCUCUACCAGUUUGAUGUGUCACACACCUACCUUCCCAUUUAAACAAAAACUGAAGUUGAAUCCAAGAUGGUGGCAUUCAAGAUGGCCGCCAUUUUACAUGUUUCAACCUUCAUCCACAGAUUGUUUCUACACUCAGAUCACCGUCUACCAAACUGUUUUCCAUUUUAUAUGGAAGCCUCUUUACUUUUGAGACACCCUGUACUAUAAAUACUUACUUCAGGCUUUGGAAAAUCAAACCUUUUGCUGCUUAUCUUCUACAAGGUCUUCUCAGAUCAAUCACCUGAAACUGUGUUUAUCAUGUAAAGCCAUAAUCGAGACAUACUAAAACGACUGUUAGCGUAAAUCUCGCUGAGACGAGUGAGCGAGCAAGUGAUCAAUCGAAGGUCUGAACAUAUGAACUGUUUCUGUACAUUGAUUUAAUUAAUGCUAUGCAAGUAGAUGACCAAAGACAGCCGAUUAUAGAACCCGAGCAAUAUCUCCUAUACGGAAUGAAUGCCUUAUGCCUGUAUAGCUGUUGUAUAGCUUUUGUAGGUGGAGCUUUGGUUGUGAGUUGAUUGGCAGCUGGUGAAGCUGUGAGUUGUAUGCACUCAUAAACAAACUGAAUAAAGAAACACACAGUUCUAUAA